CGCAUCAGGCAGAAACCGUUAGCUCAGCUCCGAGCAACGGUUUAUUGUGAGCUAAUAUUCGUUAGUGCGGCUUAUUUUUAUUAAAAUAUACAAUAUAGUUUGUUUAAAUACAGUUAUUUCGGUGUGUGCGUGUUGUUUUUAAUGUAACAUUAGCUGCUGUGGUGUUUAUCCCCACAUCCUCCUCCUCCAUCCAUCCAGUCAUGACCGUUUAAUCUGCUGCAUCCUCCGUCAGACUGAAGGAAAAAGGAUUUAAUUCAUUAUUCUCUUAUAUUUCACAAGAGCUGUCGGGUGCAGAAGACUCAGGAGAUUAAAGCAACACCAGAGAUGCAGAAGGCAGGGACGGCCCCAUCCUCACGGGGUCCCAGUGCCCCUGGCUCUCCAGCCACCUCCAUUGUGGCGAGAAUGGAUAAUCAGGUGAUCGGAUAUAAGGACCUAGCAGCCAUUCCUAAAGACAAAGCCAUACUGGAGGUGGAGAGACCCGACCUGAUGGUGUACGAACCUCAUUUUAACAUGUCGGAUCGGAUCAGUCUGUCCACCAGCCGAGAGAGAUCAAUGUCGCCUCAUUCCAGCUCCCCACCACCUUCUCCUGAGAUAAUCGUCUCUAAGGAGAAGGAGUGGUCAGAACACGACUCUCCAAGUGGAUCCGCCAUGGGCUCAACGGUGCAGCUCCGCAAAACAAGCACCUCGUCCAAGGGCCCCUUACAGCACUUCCACAGACCAGACAAUGGAAGCAACAUGUACAACAAGCCUCCGAUUUACAAACACGACGCAUCAGGAGCGUCGGGCAGUAAACACAAAGACGUCAUCCUGUCCUCUAAGUUCCCUGCAGCCCAACCUCCUGAUCCCAACCUGCCCUCUAAAAUAGAGACGGAGUACUGGCCCUGUCCUCCAUCGCUGGCUAGCAUGGAGAUCGAGUGGAAGAGGAAGGCCAUGGAGGAGGGGAAAGCUGUGGAGGACGAUGAUUUUGAGGAUCUAACCGAGGACGCGAAGAAGCUGCGGGAGCAGGAAAUCAACAAAAUCCAGUCCAACCUGGGGAAACUGAUCCUGAAGGAGGAAAUAGAGAAAUCAGUUCACAUCCGGAGGAAAACCCGAUCCCUGCCCGACAGGACACACAUGCUCAUGGGUUCAUCUGGCAUUGCUUCUAAAUCUGCCACUCUACCCCCCUGCAGUCGCUCAGGCCUCUCACGGCUGCAAUCUGCUGAUUUCAGCUCCACAGAUACUGACAAAACCAGACCAGGGAACCCAAACGGAGACGCUCAGAGAGGGAGAAUGGAUCGAGGAAGCUCACUGCCUAGCAUGCUGGAGCAGAAGAUCUAUCCGUAUGAAAUGCUCAUUGUGACCCACAGAGGGCGCUGUAAGCUUCCACCGGGAGUGGACAGGACCAGACUAGAGAGGCAUCUCUCUCCUGAAGAUUUCCUGAGUCUGUUCGGGAUGCCCAUGUCAGAAUUCGACCGCAUGUCGCUGUGGAAACGAAACGAACUGAAGAAAAAAGUUUCACUUUUCUAACACACACACACACACACACAGUCGUCUCAAUCUGAACUCUCCACGCGAACCAUUUCAACCCCCGACCGUCACAUCCAUCCCAGUCAGUAAUCCAGUCGUACUCCACCUCACUUCUAACUUCUACACAAACCAGACUCACGUUCUCAUCAUACAAGAUACUAAAAUACUAACUGAUCGUCCUGCUGGAGAUCCGCCGUCCUGCAACACACCCUCUGCAUUCGCUUAUAAUGAAAAAUAACAACAUAUGAGAUCUGAGCAGCACAGUGGGCAGCGCUGUCACCUCACAGCCAGAAGGUCCUGGGUUCAAUUCCUUUCUGUGUGGAGUUUGCAUGUUCUGGGUUUCCUCCUGUCUGGGGUGUUUCCUGCCUUUCGCUCAAUGAAUCAGACCCACUGAGACCCUGACCAGGAUAAAGCAGUGGUAAUCCAGACACUGAAUAAAUGAAUAAAUUAAUCUCUAAUAUGAUUCUAUUGUUUAUUAUUGAAUAAAUAAUAAGGAUUUUAAUUGUAAUACUCUGUUUAACACUGCCAUGGUGUGAAAAAGUAUUUACCCCCGUUUUUGUCGCACCAAAUGAUUUAUAUACUGUAUAUAUUAUAUUAUAUUUUAUAGUAAAACACACAGGACGAUCCCUAAAUCUUUGGGCUUGUGUUAUUGCACACAUCCAGAAUAAACAUUGAAUUGCGUCAGAGUGGAUGAGGUGUAAUUCCACCUUUUUGACACCAGGUGGCACCAGAAUUUUCACAUUGAUGUUUAUUAUGCUCCCAGCAGUGUUUCAACUGGGAGUCUGAUUUAUUAUGCUAAAGGCCCCAGACAGGUCGCCAGUUGUGGGAGGAAAGCUCUGUAACAGGGAGAACAUGCAAACUCCACACAAACCAAGGUCCUUCUUGCUGUUAGGCGACAGUGCCACCCACUGCACCAUCAUGUCGCCCCUGUACAUUCAGUCCUGAGCAAAAAUGUGGGCGUGUGCACAUAUCCUGCUGAUCUCCUAAAGCAUAUUUAAUAUAAAGUGUUACUGACAGUUUUUCUUUUAUCUCCCUUAUUUAUUCUACAGUAUUUUAAACGCUCUGUAGAUUUAUAAUGUGUCUAAAUAUAAAAUAAAAUACAAUCUGUUUAA
Trichomycterus rosablanca is the source of this 2618-nucleotide messenger RNA. It is a transcript of the gene dmtn, whose product is annotated as dematin actin binding protein. Gene Ontology annotation, molecular function: actin filament binding. The transcript is spliced from 16 exons. Lineage: Eukaryota; Metazoa; Chordata; Actinopteri; Siluriformes; Trichomycteridae. Bases 325 to 1506 code for a protein of 393 amino acids. The record is from RefSeq and is a predicted model, not a curated record. Gene Ontology annotation, biological process: actin filament bundle assembly; lamellipodium assembly; cytoskeleton organization. Gene Ontology annotation, cellular component: actin cytoskeleton; plasma membrane.